AUGAAAAUGAUGUUUGAAAAAAUCGUCCAUCUUCAAGAGGAAGUGGCGCGAAACAAAGCUGCUAAUACUGCCCGAGAGUCCCCUACUGAAGAAAGAAGGCCACUUCCAUUUUUUCCAUCUCUGAAUUCACCAUUAUCCGAGCACUUUCCCACCAGGUCUCUUAUGACCACCAUGCCAUUUACCCCGAUCGACGGGCACAUUGGUGCCUCGAACCACACCCCACCACUUAACACUAACCAAAUUCCCGGGAUUGCUCACUCUAUCCCUUCUUAUCCAGCACCACAAAAUACCCAUCCAGGCAUCACUAUACAACCAAACAUGACCCCACUACUAACCGACAAAAGCUCCCCUAUUAACGAAACUCACCCUGCUGUUUCUUUCCACACACCUAUCACACCAGGCACCUUUUUAGCCUAUCAAGAAAUUGACCAUUAUGACGAGAUGAAAAAAGCGUGGAAGGCUGAGCAGGAAAAACAGAAAAAAAGGCUUGAGCAGAAGAUGACCGCAAUGUUGGAACGAUCCAUGAGGACUACCCUCACUGGCACAGGCCUGAGCUAUGAUGAUUUGUGUAUGCAUCCCAACCUGGAUUUGCCCGAGGGCUUCAAAGUACCCGGUUUCAAGCUGUUCAACGGGACGGGCAAUCCUAAAGCGCAUCUACGGGCCUACUGUGACCAAUUGGAAGACAUGGCUGAGGCUUUCAUGGAAAGAUUUCGCUUUAACAUGGAAACAGUACCAGACAGAUACUAUUUGGAGAAAGUAAAACAAAAGUCCACCGAAAACUUCUGCGAGUACGCGAGCAGGUGGAGAACAGAGGUUGCCUGCGUACAACCCCCUAUGGGCGAAGAAGAACUUGUAUCGGUUUUCAUCCGUUCACAAGAAACAAAUUUCUAUGACAUAAUGCUUUCAAUGGCAUGA
Lycium barbarum (goji berry) is the source of this 915-nucleotide messenger RNA. RefSeq lists its product as uncharacterized. The transcript is spliced from 2 exons. The record is from RefSeq and is a predicted model, not a curated record. Bases 1 to 915 code for a protein of 304 amino acids. Lineage: Eukaryota; Viridiplantae; Streptophyta; Magnoliopsida; Solanales; Solanaceae.